Molecule: messenger RNA, 1386 nt
Organism: Oppia nitens
Lineage: Eukaryota; Metazoa; Arthropoda; Arachnida; Sarcoptiformes; Oppiidae
Product: activating signal cointegrator 1 complex subunit 1-like
Exons: 1
Coding region: 214-1386 (390 amino acids)
Biological process (GO): regulation of DNA-templated transcription; DNA alkylation repair
Cellular component (GO): nucleus
Molecular function (GO): RNA binding
Source: RefSeq, a predicted model, not a curated record
UAACGAUAUAUAUGAAUGAAUUGUUAAAGCAUUGCAUCGUUUGUUUUGUGACCAGAGUUUCGGUGAUAAUGAUUGUGAAGAUUGACAUCAAAUGUGAUUGUAUUUAAUAGUCGUUUCAAACCAUUUUAUUUGAGACAAUUGUUCAUCAAUUAAUUGUCGACAAACAUCUGCUUUUGUUUGCUCAAGAAGUAAACUAUAGACCUGUUAUCAACAAUGGAUAUAAUGCGACCAAAGUUGACCCGAAUCGGCGAUUUCUGUUUCAGACGACUUGAUAUUGUCAACGAUGGUGUCAUCGAUGACUAUAAUAACGAUCAUACGUUUUGUAUCAACAACUUUGAUGUGACCGCCGAUGACAUUAAGUGUGAAAAUAUGAAUGACUCGAAAUGCAAAUCAAAUGAUACAAAGCCAUCGAUUGAUGUGUUGGAAGCCAUGGAGUCCGAUGAGGACGACGACCAGAUUAUUGUCAUCGAUGGACGCUUUAGACUUAAGAUGAAUGUAUCCAAAAUGUUUCACAGAUUUAUUAUUGGCGAAAGAGGUCUUAAUCUUAAGCGUAUUGAGUCUUAUACCAGAACUCGUAUAAAUAUACCGAAAGUAAAUGUCAAGAGUGACGAAGUGGUGAUCACUGGAAAUAAUAAAUUAGAUGUAAAAGACGCUAAGCUUCGUAUUAAUGAGAUUGUGAUGAAAUCACGACAAAAGACAGAUUUCACACAUUUUGUGUCCAUUCCUUUCAAUGAUAAGUUGAUUAUUGAAGAGUUUGAUAGAUUCCGAACACAAGUGAUAAAUGACAAUCAAAAUCAUGGCAUUGAAGACGAGUUAUUUCAAAGUAGAUCUAAACUACACUUAACUGUUGUCCCGCUUUUGUUGAGCGACCAAAAUGACAGAGAAAAAGCCACACAAAUACUUGACAAUUGUCUUCGUAAUGUCAUAAAACCAUUGACUGGCGGACAACCUAUUGGUGUCCAACUUAAGGGCAUUGACUAUAUGAAUGACGAUCCGACACAAGUGAAUGUGUUGUACGCAAAAGUUGUCGACAUGUCUGACAAUAAAUGCUUGCAAACCAUUGCUGACCACAUCUUUGAUUCAUUUGCCGAAAGUGGACUAAUAAGUGGAGCAAAGCAUGAAUUUGAUAGAGUCAGUGGUGGCGCUAAAGUCAAACUACACGUAACUUUGAUGAACUCCAAGUUUAGACUCAAGACAUACGGUCAGCAAAGAGAUUGGCGAAGAAAUCAACCAAAAAGACAAACGUUUAACGCAACAAAUGUAUUGAAACAAUUUGGUGACUAUUGUUUCGGUCAAAUAGACGUUAAAUCUAUUGAAAUAUCCGAUAGACACUCAAACAAAGGAGUCGACGGUUAUUAUUCUCAUUCAUCGAGAAUAGAGUUUUGA